GUCUCGCAAUUGAGGCCUGGCAAUUUUGCAAUACAGAUAAAUCAUGGCUUUGCCGCGGUUGUUCAAUUGGGGCGAGAAUUGGAUGGAGAGUUGAAUGUCAGUCAGUCAGCUCAAAGGACGACAGCCAUACCAGACCACAACUUCUCAUUCUCAUCACCACCGAUCCCCUCGCAAGCAACAACAUGAGUCUCACUGCCACCGACUCUCCCGGCAAUGCCUUCUACCCAAACACUCCCCCCAUGCGUCGACCGGGCAUGACGUACCUCUACCGCCUGGAAUGCGACAUCGAUAAAGAAGAGCUCAAUCUCGGGGCUCCGCAUGGAGCGGGAGUGUUCCGCAGCAUCGCGAACGUCGUCGGCGGCACCUUCAAGGGCCCCGAGCUGUCAGGCACCGUCUUGCCGCUGGGAGGAGCCGACUGGUCGACCAUGAUUGAAGGCACGCAUUCCAUCACGCUCGAUGCGCGCUACACGGCCAAGACCGACGACGGCCACUAUCUCUACAUCCAAGCCCAUGGGCUCUACCGUCCUGGAUCUGGAACCGCGUACGCGCGCCAGGUGGCGGAGGAUCCUCUGUCUCGGCCGCCUCCCACUGUAUCCCAGGAUGAUGUGGAGUUCUUCUCGCAUCUGCGCAUCGAGGCGGGACCGGGCAAGUAUAACUGGUUGAAUGGGCUGGUCUGCGUUGGGGUGAUGACCUGUGUGGAGGAUCGGAUUGUCAUUGAUGCGUACUAUCUGACGAAUUUUGAGGGGGUGAAGCCGGACGAUGUGAUGAUGAAGCCUGUGGGGAUAGGUAGAUAG
Molecule: messenger RNA, 794 nt
Organism: Aspergillus homomorphus CBS 101889
Lineage: Eukaryota; Fungi; Ascomycota; Eurotiomycetes; Eurotiales; Aspergillaceae
Product: DUF3237 domain-containing protein
Exons: 2
Coding region: 183-794 (203 amino acids)
Source: RefSeq, a predicted model, not a curated record